Molecule: messenger RNA, 1155 nt
Organism: Clupea harengus (Atlantic herring)
Lineage: Eukaryota; Metazoa; Chordata; Actinopteri; Clupeiformes; Clupeidae
Product: zinc finger protein 239-like
Exons: 2
Coding region: 1-1089 (362 amino acids)
Biological process (GO): regulation of cytokine production; regulation of immune system process; negative regulation of transcription by RNA polymerase II
Cellular component (GO): nucleoplasm
Molecular function (GO): DNA-binding transcription repressor activity, RNA polymerase II-specific; RNA polymerase II cis-regulatory region sequence-specific DNA binding
Source: RefSeq, a predicted model, not a curated record
AUGUUCACAUCACCCACCAUGACCGUGAAGGAAGAAAACUAUUCACCAAUGGCAAUCAAAGAUGAAGAAGAAAUGGAUUCAAGAGAAUAUGGUGACUUUGACUCUACACCUACAAGAGACAUUCAAAGGAUCCAAUCUAACAAGAGAGGGAAUACUGAGGAAAAUCGAAACAAAGAAAAACGUCAUGAAAGACCCCAGUGCAGAAAGACUUCAUAUCAGGAAAUACAUCAGCGACAGGACACCCAGAAGAAACAACAUGAAUGCUCCCAGUGUUUCAAAACAUUUGCUAGACGUUCUGAUCUUGCAAGGCAUCAAAUAAUUCACACAGGAGAAAAGCCACACCAGUGCAGUACAUGUGGGAUGGCCUUCAGUCAAAUGUCUAACCUCAAGACACACCAGAGGAUCCAUACUGGGGAAAAGCCACACCAGUGCAGCACAUGUGGGAAGGCCUUUAGUCAAAUGUCUUCUCUCAAUACACACCAGAGGAUCCAUACCGGGGAAAAGCCACACCAGUGCAGUACAUGCGGGAUGGCCUUCAGUAAAAUGUCUAACCUCAACACACACCAGAGAAUUCAUACAGGGGAAAAGCCACACCAGUGUAGUACAUGUGGGCAGACCUUUAAUCAAUUGUCUAACCUCAAGAAACACCAGAAGAUCCAUACCGGGGAAAAGCCACACCAGUGCAGUACAUGUGGGAUGGCCUUCAGUCAUAUGUGUAACCUCAAGACACACCAGAGGAUCCAUACUGGAGAAAAGCCACACCAGUGCAGUACAUGCGGGAAGGCCUUUAAUCAUUUGUCUGUUCUCAAGAUACACCAGAGCGUCCAUACUGGAGAGAAGCCCCAUCAGUGCAGUACAUGUGGGAAGGCCUUCAGUCAAUUGUCAGAUCUCAAGGCACACCAAAAGAUCCAUACCGGGGAAAAGCCACACCAGUGCAGUACAUGUGGGAUGGCCUUCAGUAAAAUGUCUAACCUCAAGACACACCAGAGGAUCCAUACUGGGGAAAAGCCACACCAGUGCAGUACAUGUGGGAAGGCCUUCAGCCAAAUGUCUAAUCUCAAGACACACCAGAGGAUCCAUACUAGGUGAAAGCCACAUCACUGUUCUCAAUGUGUAAAGGCCUUUAGUAGGAUGUCUGAUCUCAAGAGACACCAG